Messenger RNA from Cetraspora pellucida, 261 nucleotides. The record is from the annotation of a GenBank genome assembly. NCBI's taxonomy places the organism in Eukaryota, Fungi, Glomeromycota, Glomeromycetes, Diversisporales, Gigasporaceae.
ACUGACAAAUAUGAUGACUAUACUAUUUUUGAUACUGAUAUACCAGUUUGUGAUGAUUUAGAUUUUUUAAAUGAAGUUGAAGAAUCAGAUUUAGAAAAUAAUAUUUCAGAUUUCUGUGAUGAAUUUCAUUAUCAAAUUCUUUUAUAUAUUCAAUUUCAACUAAAUGAUACUACUAUUACUCAAAAUGAUUAUGUAUUAGCAUAUAAAGUAACAAAAGAAACUGAAACAGAAACUCAAAUUAUUAAUGAGAAUGAUUUUUAG